UUAAGGUCACGUGAAAGGUCAACGUCACGAAAAAAAAAAAUGUAUUGUCGAAUUUUAAGACAACUUUAAAGUUAGUUUAAACAUAUAAAGUCCUUUCAUACAAAAUAGUAACAUAUAGAUUUCUUUUAGAAAUUUUUUUCAUAAUUUGUUUUCUUAUAGUUUUUUUUUUUUUUUUUAAUCUCUGCCUAUUUUAUUGUAUUCCGAUUCAAAUUAUCACAAUUUACCAUAAACAAAGUUAAAUUCAUAUGUUGACAAACAUAAAUAAAAACGUGUUGUUAACUUAAAAAAUAAUGAACAAAAUACAAAUGUGAAACAAUACUCCCAAAAUUUCAAAAAUACGUACCUAUUCGGAAACGUUAGCAUUGACCUCAAAAUCUUAAUGAUAAAGAUUGAUCAUCAUCUCCUACUAAUUAACUCCUUGAUUUUAUCCAUGAUUAUAGCUGUGUAAAAUCUCCAUAUUAUUUCCUCUUAAUUUUCUCCCUAAUAGUCACUUGUUACCUUUCUUAAUUAGUUGCUAAAAUCAUAUAUAAGAAGUAUGUCAACAAAAUAUCAUCACUAAAACUCAUCUUCAAAUUCCCAAUUAACACAUUAACAACAACAACAUUAAUCCCACAACAAUGGCAUCCUCACCCACAACAACCACCCCCACCGCCGCCGCCAACACACUCCAAGACCGAGUCGCCAUUGUAACUGGCGCAUCUCGUGGAAUAGGCAAAGUAAUCGCACUCCACUUAGCCUCAUUAGGUGCAAAACUCGUAAUCAACUACACCUCUCCAUCCUCUAAAACCUACGCUGAUCAACUCGUCUGUCAAAUCAACUCCCUCACUCUUCCCUCCAUCACCACCCUACGCGCAAUCGCUAUCCAAGCCGACGUCUCCGACGAAUUUCAAGUAAAAGCUCUCUUCAACACCGCCGAACAAACCUUCAACACUCAACCCCACAUCGUCGUCACCUCUGCUGGCAUAUUCGACUCCAAAUACUCCUCACUCUUUGACAUCGAAGCUUCCCACUUCGACCGUAUUUUCGGUAUCAACACCCGGGGUACCUUCCUCUGUAUCAAGGAGGCAGCCAACAGUUUCAAGCGUGGUGGUGGGGGAAGAAUCGUGACAAUGUCGUCGUCAGCAGUGCGGUCUUUGAAGGAGAAGUACGGGGCUUAUGCGGCUUCGAAGGCGGCGGUGAACGUGAUGACGACGAUAUUGGCGAAGGAGUUGAAAGGGAGUGGGAUUACGGUGAAUGCGGUGGCACCGGGGCCGGUUGCGACGGAGAUGUUCUUUGAGGGGAAAACAGAGGAGAUGGUUAAGAAAAUUGCUGAAGAGUGUCCAUUGAAAAGGUUGGGGAAGGUGGAAGAUGUUGGGUUUUUGGCUAGUGAUGCUGGUGAAUGGGUUAAUGGUCAGGUUAUAAGAGUUAAUGGUGGUUAUGUUUGAGUCUUACGUGUCCGUGUCUAAUUUUUUACCUUUUUUUAUUUUUUUUAAUUUUUGAUAGGUUUAAGUCUUACGUGUUCGUGUCUAAUUAUUAUUAUUAUUACUUUUUUAAGUUAUUAUUUUAUAUAGUACUCGUACUUCGUAGUAGGAGUUCAUAGUCCUACUAGAAUUACUAAUAAAAUCUAGACUCUUGUCACAAACUCCUACUACGAAGUACGAGUAGGAGUUCGUAGUCCUACUAGAAUUACUAUUAUUAUUAGACUCUUAAUAAAAUCCGGUGCUUUUGUAAAAAAUAAAAAUAAAGUAUGGUAGUAAACAAACCUUAUAAGAAAAUUUAUGUUGACUCACUUGUCUAUUUAUCAUAGUUGACUCACUUGUAUGUGAUUGCCUUGGCUUUUAAUUUCUUUUAAUUUAUUAAUUAACUGUGUGGCCCGACGAUGUCCUGGGUUGCUAGUUUGUAUUUCUUCAAUUUGAUAAUUGUAUUUUACUAUUUGUAUAGUUAAUGUGUAAAUAGGGUGUUGCCUUGGAUGUUACUAUUUGUAUAGAUAAUACCCCCUUAUUACAACUUGCAAGCAAAAGAAGCAGGGGUAAUAUUAAAAAAACAAAAAUAUGUUGAACAUUAGUAUGAUUUAUAUGCAUGUUUACUCGAGCACCUAGCCAACCCUAGUACAUGCUACUCAUCAUGUCUUUUUUUAGAAAAAUAUUGUGUAGAACGGACUCAUGUGAGUAUGUUCUAUUAAUCGGCCUGUGCUCGGCCUGUUUACUUAAAGUUUAGCCCGCGCAGGGCUCGAACUUUAAAUAUCCAUGAUUUUUUAAAAAAAUAAUCAAAAUCAAACCCAACUUCCGCCUUUCUUUUCCUUCUUCUUACCCACAUUUUUCUGCAUUUUCACUCCAUUUUCAUUAGUUACACUCCAUUACUAUCAAAUUAACUCAAUUUUCCCAAAUAUUUCGCAUCACCACUUCAUUUUCCAGCUUUAAUUUUAUUUGCAUGUAUUUAAUUUUUAGUUCUUUUAUAUAAACCCUAACUUUCAUCAUUCUC
Messenger RNA from Chenopodium quinoa (quinoa), 2460 nucleotides. RefSeq names its product NADPH-dependent aldehyde reductase-like protein, chloroplastic. The record is from RefSeq and is a predicted model, not a curated record. The transcript has a single exon. Lineage: Eukaryota; Viridiplantae; Streptophyta; Magnoliopsida; Caryophyllales; Amaranthaceae. Gene Ontology annotation, molecular function: oxidoreductase activity. Bases 618 to 1424 code for a protein of 268 amino acids.